This is a messenger RNA of Saccharomyces cerevisiae S288C, 3198 nucleotides long. It is a transcript of the gene SEC8, whose product is annotated as exocyst subunit SEC8. NCBI's taxonomy places the organism in Eukaryota, Fungi, Ascomycota, Saccharomycetes, Saccharomycetales, Saccharomycetaceae. Gene Ontology annotation, cellular component: plasma membrane; cytoplasm; cell periphery. The transcript has a single exon. The coding region runs from base 1 to 3198 and encodes 1065 amino acids. The record is from RefSeq and is marked reviewed. Gene Ontology annotation, biological process: Golgi to plasma membrane transport; exocytosis.
AUGGAUUACCUAAAACCAGCGCAGAAGGGGAGAAGACGUGGUCUUUCCAUAAACAGUCUUUCGGAGACUCAGCAAUCUGCUAUGAAUAGUUCCCUGGACCAUCUUCAGAAUGACUUAAACAGGAUAAAUCUUCAAUGGAAUAGAAUACUGUCGGAUAACACUAAUCCCUUAGAACUAGCGCUCGCAUUUUUGGAUGAUACAUCUGUAGGUCUGGGCCACCGGUAUGAAGAAUUCAAUCAAUUAAAGUCACAAAUUGGUAGUCACUUACAAGAUGUUGUUAAUGAACAUAGCCAAGUGUUCAACACUAAUGUGGCUUCUUACGGAAAAGCAGUCAGUUCGAUCAUGCAGGCCCAAGAACAGACUUUAAAUCUGAAAAAUUGUUUAAAGGAAGCUAAUGAGAAAAUCACCACUGAUAAAGGUUCUUUACAGGAAUUAAAUGAUAAUAACUUGAAGUAUACAAAAAUGAUUGAUGUUUUAGUCAAUAUUGAGGAGUUAUUACAGAUACCCGAAAAAAUUGAGGAGAACAUUAGAAAGGAAAAUUUCCAUCAGGUGCAAAUUCUCCUAGAAAGGGGUUUCAUAUUAAUGAACAACAAAUCUUUGAAGACAGUGGAGAUUUUAAAGCCUAUAAACCAACAACUUGAGUUACAAGAACAUUUACUUUUCAACAAUCUGAUUGAAGAAAUUCACGACAUUAUGUACUCCAAAUCUAACAAAACAAAUUUUACUCGAGUAACCAAUAAUGAUAUAUUCAAAAUCAUAAGCAUUUCACAUAAUGGAUUUACGAGUUUAGAAAAUUACCUGUACAACAUAGUCAAUAUUGAUAUUAUGGAACACUCAAAAACGAUAAACAAGAACCUUGAACAAUUCAUUCAUGACCAAUCGUUAAAUAAAGGAAAUAUCAUGCUACAAGAAAAUGCUGCGACUCAAGCACCAUUGGCACCAUCUAGAAACCAAGAAAACGAAGGAUUUAACAGAAUAGGGUUCCUACUAAAAACCAUAAAUAACAUCAAUAAAUUACCUGUUGCAUUCAAUAUAAUAACAGAAAGGGCUAAAGAGGAGAUUCAUAAUAUAAUUGUUAAAAGUACCGAAUCAAUACGUUCGAAGCACCCUUCUCUGCUUAAAAUGGCUACUAGUUUAAAGAAUGACAACCAUUUUGGCCUACCCGUACAGGAUAUACUAUCGAUCAUUUUAAGGGAAUGCUUUUGGGAAAUAUUUUUGAAAUUACUGUAUGCUAUUCAGUGCCAUAGGGCUAUUUUUGAAAUGUCAAACAUUUUGCAGCCAACGUCUUCCGCAAAGCCAGCUUUCAAGUUCAAUAAAAUUUGGGGCAAACUGUUAGAUGAAAUAGAAUUAUUACUUGUGAGGUACAUCAAUGACCCUGAAUUGAUAUCCAGCAAUAACGGUAGUAUUAAACCAAUUAAUGGCGCGACAAAUAACGCACCCACUUUACCUAAAAGGAAAAAUCCUAAAAUUUUUUCUUUGGAGUAUAACAUUGAGGACAAUUCUUCUGUAAAGGAUCAAGCUUUUGAACUAAAGGCUUUGUUGAAAGAUAUAUUCCCUGGAUUUUCUGUCUCCUCAAACAUGGAUUUAGACUCUAUUUAUGUAAAAGAUGAAUCCUUCGAACAAGAUGAGCCUCUAGUCCCUCCUUCUGUUUUCAACAUGAAGGUAAUUUUAGAUCCGUUUUUGCUGUUUACGCAAUCGACAUCUACAAUUGUUCCCAGUGUCUUAACACAAAAUACUAUUUCAUCCCUAACCUUUUUCGAUGAUUAUAUGAAUAAAAGUUUUCUCCCAAAGAUUCAGAUGACUAUGGAUUAUUUAUUCACGGUUGAAGUAGAAUCCAAUAAUCCGUACGCCUUAGAGCUAUCCGAUGAAAAUCAUAACAUUUUUAAAACAGCAUUAGAUUUUCAAAGGUUAUUUUACAAUUUAUUGAAUGUUUUCAACACAGCAAACACAUUUAGAGAAAAAAUAUCGUACUGCAUUCUAGAUCUUUUGAAUCAUUUUUAUAAUUACUACUUGGGGCUAUUUAAUUCCUUGAUUGGUACUUCUGAUAGACAUUUAACUAGGAAAAUAAUUACGGCAUGGUUGCAGAAUGGUAUUUUGAUGGAUCAAGAACAAAAAAUUCUGAAUGGGGAUGAGACACUCUUUCAUGAAGAAUCCAUAGAGUUAUUUAAGGAAAUACCUCAUUUCUAUCAAGCGGGUAAAGGUUUGAGCAAAUCUGAUUUAUUCAAUAACUUGACAUUGGACACAAUUCUGCAGUUUUCGGCAAGCGUGUUAUGGAUAUUAAACUGGCUGCCAGGCUUAAAAAAGGCUAUCAAUAUUGAUGAAGUAAGCCAAGAACCCAUGUUAGAUGCUGAUAGAUUAAGGAGCAGCUGGACAUUUUCUGAAUCAAUGGAUUUAAACUAUUCGAACCCUAGUUCCAGCCCAAAUUCAUUAGGAAAUCUAAAAAUUUUAUUGGAUGAUAAAGCCUCCAAAAAAUUUGAUGAGACUAUCGACGGAUUCAAAACCUUGAAAUUCAAACUAAUCACUAUACUGAGGUUCAACAUUAGGGCCUUGUGUAUAUACGACAUCGGGUCUUUUUUUCAAAACACCAAAAUUUGGAAUAUGGAUGUGGGUAGUAUUGAAUUAGAUCAAAAUAUAGCUUCUCUAAUUUCCGAAUUAAGAAGGACUGAAAGCAAAUUGAAACAACAGUUACCAGAAAAGGAAAAAAACUCCAUAUUUAUUGGUCUUGAUAUAGUCAACAACUACGCCUUGAUUAAGGGUGCCAAAUCCAUAAAAGUUUUGAACCAUAACGGGAUAAAGAAAAUGUUGAGAAAUGUAAAUGUCUUACAACAUGCCUAUAGAAAUCUUUCUUCUGAACCAUCAAAAAUUAAUAUGAACGUCACAAUGAAUUUUUACUCUUUAUGCGGCUCCAGUGAAGCUGAACUAUUUGAAUAUAUAAAAGACAAUGAAUUACCGCAUUGUUCUGUCGAAGAUUUGAAAACCAUAUUGAGGCUGCAGUUUAGCGAGGAAAUGCAUCGUCAAUUGAAGAGACAAAGCACUAGCUCAACUAAGGGUUCCAUAAAACCUUCCAAUAAGAGGUACACUGAAGCUUUGGAGAAACUAAGUAACCUCGAAAAAGAGCAGUCGAAAGAAGGAGCCCGCACCAAGAUUGGAAAACUUAAAAGCAAAUUGAAUGCUGUCCAUACUGCAAACGAAAAAUGA